GACAGGGAGAGAGACAGAAGUUUGAAAGUUAGAGACAGAAAGACGGAAAUGAAAAUCGGUGGCGGAGAAAUAACCUAUCAGUGGGGACGUAGGGAAAGAAGGGAGACAGAGCUGAGGACUCAGAAGCGGCCAGGGAGGGAACGGAUCCCGACAUCACAUGGUCCCCAUCAUAUAAACAACUCUUUAAUGUGUCAGUGUUAAACCAAACCAACCCAACCAACCAAACACCAAAAAAAGGAAGAACGGGCGGGCACAGAGCCUGGAUGCUAGGGAAGGACUGGACAGGAAGACAAGGAGGAGGAGGGGAAGGAGGAGGAGAAGAAGAGAAAGUUCCGGGAGUCUUGGGGGCGGGGCGUGGAGCCCGGGAACCCCACGGCUUCCCUCCCUCUCCUCCCCGGAAAAGGCGCCAGUCUUGCGCCUAUAAAGCGCCGGCACUGGCGGGAGACUGCACUGCCGGACCGUGGCAAUGGACCAGCACACACUCGAUGUGGAGGCUACGGCGGAUGCCGGACAUCCAACAGGUACUGCGCACCCCUCGGAUGCAGCGCUCCUCACAGAUACCGGGCUCCCCGCGGACCCUGUGCUCCUCUCAGACACUGUGCUCCCCACAAACGCCGCGCUCCCUGUGGAUGCUGCGAGGCUGCUGCACUUGUUUUCCCGACACCCAUGGCUCUUCGGCCUACUUGCCUUGGUGUUGCUGCUUCCGGUUGCCUGUGUCUUUAUCUUCACCCGCACCCAGCCUCGACAGGAGCUCACAAUCACCACCUCGCCCGACCUGGGUACCCGAGAGAAUACUGCAGACCAGGUCACCCCUGUUUCCCACGUUGGCUGCCCCAACUCUACACAGCAGGGCUUUCCUGUGUUCGCCAAGCUACUGGCUAAAAACCAAGCAUCGCUGAGCAACAGAACUCUGACCUGGCACAGCGAAGACGGAGCUGGGAGCUCGUACCUGUCUCCCGGUGUAAGGUACGAAGAGGACAGAAAGGAACUGGUGGUCGACAAUCCUGGACUCUACUAUGUUUUCUUGGAACUGAAGCUCAGUCCAACGUCCACAAACACAGGCCACAAGGUGCAGGGCUGGGUCUCUCUUGUUUUGAGAGCAAAGCCUCAACUUGACGACUUGGCCCUGACAGUGGAACUGUUCCCUUGUUCCAUGGAGAACAAAUUAGUGGACCGUUCCUGGAGUCACCUGUUGUUCCUGAAGGCUGGCCACCGCCUCAGAGUGGAUCUGAGGGCCUAUCUGCACGGAGCCCAGGAUGCAUACAGAGACUGGGAGCUGUCUCAUCCCAACACCACCAGCUUUGGACUCUUCCUUGUGAAACCUGACACCUCACAGGAAUGAAUUGUUAUCCACACGAUAAUGCAUGUGGGUGCUCACAGCUACCGUUCUUAUGACCCCUAAUUGCUAAGUCCUCAAGCUGCUAUAUCUCAUGGGGCCUGAGCAGGGGUCCCCUCCUCCAGGGCUUUCCUCUUGUCUUUAACUGGACUCAGUAUUUAUUGUGAGCAGAGCUCAGACAAGACUUUAUAUAAUUCAUUGGAUAGCAUUAGCAAACUGCUGGGCAGCUGCUAGAAACAAAAGAUUCCAAAUCAAACUUUAUAUUUAUA
Molecule: messenger RNA, 1605 nt
Organism: Apodemus sylvaticus (European woodmouse)
Lineage: Eukaryota; Metazoa; Chordata; Mammalia; Rodentia; Muridae
Gene: Tnfsf9
Product: TNF superfamily member 9
Exons: 3
Coding region: 467-1342 (291 amino acids)
Biological process (GO): immune response; positive regulation of cytotoxic T cell differentiation; positive regulation of activated T cell proliferation
Cellular component (GO): plasma membrane
Molecular function (GO): tumor necrosis factor receptor binding
Source: RefSeq, a predicted model, not a curated record